Molecule: messenger RNA, 3963 nt
Organism: Symbiodinium sp. CCMP2456
Lineage: Eukaryota; Dinophyceae; Suessiales; Symbiodiniaceae
Source: the annotation of a GenBank genome assembly
AUGUGGCACCUUCUGCUGCUUGGCCUGGCAUGCGGAUCUGCGCAGCCAAUCAAUGAAGUGGGCCUCAGCCUGGCGAAGGCUGGAGCGGAGUCCCAGGUGCAGGCUCAGGCAGCCGUCGCCCAAAUGACUGGCCAGCUGCUUCUAAAGCAGCAGCAGUAUGAAGCAGCAAAGCUGAAAAUGGAACAGCUCUCGCGACAGGAAGAGUCAUACUCACGUCGCGCUGACAUGAUGGCUAAACGGGAAUCCAGGAUGGAAGAACUAGCAAAGGUCCACGGCGGAGUUCUGGAGAAGGCUUUCCGAGCCAAGGCCAGGACGCAGGAGUUCCAAAAGAAGAUGCUCCAAGGGGAGGAGGAGGUGAAGAAGCUGAACCAGGAAAUCAAGGCCCAGAAGCAGCUGCUCAAGACCACGGAGGAUCAGCUGAUCGCAAUUCGGCACCGGGAAGAAGAUUACAACAACGGUGCGCGCCUUGCUGUCAUGAAGAGCAACAAGCUCGAGCGAGACUUGAAGGAUGCGCGCAAAGAGCUCGCGAGCCAAAAGCAGAACCUCAGCGAUGUGAGUGAGUCGGCGCAGGUGCAGGAGGCACGCUGGGAUUCAGCUCGACGCACGCGGGAGCACCAGGAGGUCGCGAAUCUGGCGGAAGAGCGGCUCGUGGAGUCGAAACAAGGUCAGCUCGGUCUGCUUCGACAAGUCAAUCCUCAGGAAAUGUCGCUCGCGGAGCAAGAGCUAGAACGCACCAAGCUCUUGCUAAAAGAAGCACGUCGCAAGAACAAGGAGGAAGCCAAGGUGGAAGAAGAAGCUCUGCGACAGGAGCAAGAAGCUGCCAAAGCAACUCACGACGCUGCAGAGGUAAAGCUCCACAAGGUGCAGACCCAACUGGAGCAUACCAGAGAGGAGCAGAAAGCCGCAGUGCAAGCUGCUCGAGAUCGUGCUCAGCGUCACAUCGUGGACGAUGAGGAAGAAAGGACGAAGGAGGCAGAGAAGGCCCUGAAACCCUAUCAGCUGAAGCUCCAGGAGGCAGAAGGACGUUUGCAUCAGCAAGAAGUUCAGAACCAGGUGCAAUCACAAGAGAUGACCAAAAAGACAGCAGCAUUGCAAACUGAAGCGAAGCAGAACGCAUCCAACUUGCAGCGCCAAGAGCACGGCAGUCUGAAGGUGAUCGACCACAUGAAAGCGGAUGUUACAGAGCGCCUCCAGGAAGACCAGACCAAGCAGUCCAACAUGCAGCGGGCAAUCGAAGCAAUGAAAGAAAGCCAGCGACAGCAGACUCGCAAGGCCACGCAGCUCGACAGUCAGCUCAGACAAGAGCAGGCAAAACUGGAGGAGGCCUCUCUACGGCUUCAGACUAUGGAGAAGAAGCAAGCACAGGAGCAGCUGGCUUAUGAAACCAGGAUGUACGAAAUGAACGUGCAGAAGGAGGAGAAGGCACAACAGGAAGUGGACCGGCUCCAGCAAGAGUUCCACAAGGUGCACAAUGAUAAGAACGAGAAGGUUACAGCACUGAGUCACAAGCUGCAGGUCAUGCUGAACUGCACGGACUUUGCUCAGGGCUUUGUCCGGUCUGUGACAGCACGUCAUCCAGAGGACGUCGAGAAGCUGCGACAGAAGCUGCUCGACCUGAAGGCUCGAGCAAAGCACGACAUGACCUACCAGGCUGUGAAGGAAGAGUUGCAGAGACUCCGCCUUGAGUUCGCGCGCCAUCAAGGAGGGGGCUUGGCCAACCUGACCCGAAAAGCUGAACCGAUAGGACAAGAAAAGCCAGCAGCUCGCGCAAUGGCACGGAUAUGGUUCCUGGCUUCGCCUUUGUUGUUCCUGCCAGCGAGUGCGAAGCCACAGUGGUCAGCGCAGGUGAUGCAGGCAUGUGGAUUGUCUUCGCCUGAUGCUGAAGUGAUAUCUCUUGAUGGCUCAAUUUCGCUGAAUGCGCCGAAGCUGUGCGGAGCCAACAAUUGGCCGUGCCGCAGUCGCAUCCACGCAGCAGUUGGGGCCCUCAACGACGAUGCUCUCAAGGUGGCCCUGCGUGAGGACUUGUACAGGUGUGCACUGCCCGUGGAUCGAAGUUCGAAGCUGGUUAUGCUGGCCUUCACAGUGCAAGGCUUGGAUCAGCAGAAGUGGUCACAGUGGGGUGACUGGAUGAGAUCUGCCUUCACGGCGAGCAAUGACCUAGAAGGUUUUACUCCGAAGAGUUCCACGUGGUUCCCGGUACAAGCUGGAGUUGAAUUCCUCGUGAGUGGGACCGGCAAUGUCCCCGACACAGCUGCUGCCCAACAGAGCCUUGCAAAGGGACUUCAGGAAUCCGCGCGUCGCUCGAGUUUUGCGGGGCUUUUCACACCUCACAUCUCCAUCUCUGCUAUGAGCAUCUCUGAUGUGCAGAGCUCUUCCUUCUUGAGCAUUGGCAUGUCGAACUUCAUGAUUCUCUUCCGUUUUGGUACCGCCUUCCUGGCCCUCGGUGUGCUUUAUGGCAUCAUUGCUGCUUGUGCGUAUUUCUCUGGUGCGAAGUGGUUGCAGCCGUACGUGCUAUGCUGGCCGGAGGUUUGCGAUGGGAGAGGAUGCAUCUUCUACCGCAUUUUCUGCUGCCCAUGUGUUAUGAUAUACAACGCUAUCCGCAUCUACUGUUGCGCGUGCUGCCACAGCUAUGUCUCCUUCCUGUGUAUGCCUUCCUGUACAAAGGGCUGCUGUUGGGAUGACUUUGAGGAUGCAGACUUUCCCGCGAGCGACCAAAGCCUUGGACAGCUCCAAGGUGACACGGCUGCGGGUGUCUUGCACCAGGGGGGGCAAACUGACUGGCGCAAGGCCUCUGAGAUCGCUGGCAAGGAUAGCCACGAGGCGCGUGGUGCCGAGCUGUUCGAGGGCAGCAUCGAUGCCGCCGACCUGCUGCAGGGCGCUUUGGGCGACUGCUGGCUGAUUGCCGCGCUAGCUUGCGUGGCAGAAAGACCGGAAAUUCUACAGCAAGCAUUCUUGACGCAAUCCUUCGACCCUCGGGGGAAGUACAAGAUCCGCCUUUGGGACCAAGUGCAAUCGCGGAAGGGUACACAGUGGGUCGUCGUCGUCAUCGAUGAGUUGAUUCCCUGCCAUGCUGGCACGCUCAAGCCACGGUUCGCACAAGCAAACAGCAACGAGAUGUGGGCACUUCUUAUGGAGAAAGCCUUUGCAAAGCUGUACGGCGGCUACAACAAGCUCGAAGGUGGCCAAAUGUCUUGGGCUCUGUCCGCGAUCACGGGCAAUCCAGCGGUCCAUUUCAUGAGAGAUCACAGGGCCAGCACUUGGGGGGCCUGGAAUCCGAAUGGCGAUGGGACCUUGAGCAAAGAUGACGAUGAGUUUACUGACGAUGAGUUUUUCAGGUUUCUCCUCCGCCUCAAGCGGAAUGGUGCUUUCCUUUGCUGCGCCGGCAUUGGGCAGGCGAACCGCCAAGGCUUGAUCGACUCUCAUGCGUAUUCGGUGCUCCAGUUGGCUACAGUACAGCCAGACAUGUCCGGGAAUUAUUUCCGCAUGGUGCAGAUCCGGAACCCACACGGCCAGGGAGAGUGGCGGGGAGCGUGGUCAGACAAUGACAGGCUUUGGAGCCAAUACCCCAGUGUGAAGAGGCAGCUCCUGGGCUCCGAUGAGCCCAAGGAUGAUGGAUCAUUCUGGAUGCAGUGGGAGGAUUUCGUCAAUUUCUGGAAGGGGGUUCAAGUCGUGGAUUGCGAAACGAACAUCCGUACGGUGGCAAUCCCUAUUUACGAUGAGGGGACGGUUUGCGGUCCGAUUCUGGCGGCUCUCUGGGGUUGUUUGGAGUAUUGGUUUUGCUGCGUGGGCCUCAAGAGGCUAUACCUCGGGAGAGCCGGCAGCAAGACCGUGGAGGAGAUGAAGAAAGACAUGAACUCACAGUGUGGCUACGACCAGCAAGGCUUCUACUGCCACUAUUGUGAGAAGAAGGCGGUCGCUGAGGAUUCGAUUUCUGAUGAUGAGGAGUCUGGCAUCCUCAGAUGA